AGUCCAUCACCACCGAAUUUGGCUGAACACCUAAUAAAUGAGCCCAAAUGAAUGAGCCCAAGAAGGAAGAUCACCAGUUCAGCUACAUUUGUUCAGUUCUUACUGCUUCAGUCGCAGAGAGAAAAAUCGGAGAAAUCAAUAAGCAAAGGCCAAAAGCAAAAAAAAUGGGGAGGAAGAAGGGAGUGGUGUUCGAUGAAGGAGCUCCAGAUGAUUUCGACCCGGAGAACCCGUACAAGGACCCGGUUGCCAUGCUGGAGAUGAGGGAACAUAUUGUCCGGGAGAAAUGGAUCCAAAUCGAGAAGGCCAAGAUCCUCCGUGAGCGGGUCAAAUGGUGCUACCGGGUCGAAGGCGUUAAUCACCUUCAGAAAUGCCGCCACCUCGUUCAUCAGUAUCUUGAAUCCACUCGUGGUGUUGGUUGGGGCAAAGACCAUCGCCCCCCUUCUCUUCACGAGCCUAAGGCGGAGGUUGAAGCUGCAGAGUGACUGUUGGGUCUUGAAUAAUUUGAGGUAUUUUGGGUUGGGGUUUGAUAAAUGUUUCUGUUUGCCGUCUGAUGUUUGUUUGGUAUUUGAUCAAUUUUCUGUCUGCUAGUUCAAUUGUUCGGUGAUUUUUGGUAUGCUGGUUCUUAUGCUGUUUUGGAGAAUCUGCUUUCGCUCACCUAGGAUAGGAUUUCAUCAAAAUUUGGUCUUUUUUAUAUCAUUAAUGGAAAUUGGCUUUGAGAGAAGGCAUUUUACUAGACUAGAAGAAUCUGCUCUGAAUUAGAUAUCUGAAAUUCGUCCUUUCGUAUAAUUACCUCAGUCCUAAUGAUACUCUCCAGUCUUGUAAGGUUACAACUUGUUAAGAAUUUUUGGUGUAAUGCAUCUGAGCUGUAUGCUACCAGAAAUUUCACCUGCAUAGUGAGAAUUAAUAAGGAAAUCAGUUCAAGCAGCCCACUUUUUAUUUGGACUAAGAAUAAAGCAGAAAGUGGUCUUAAGUGUACAACCUUUUAAGAAUUUUAGUUUUAAUGCAUUUGAGCUGUAUGCUAUGAGAAAUUUCACCUGUAUAAUAAGGAUUAAUGAGGAAAACAGUUGAAAGCAGACCACUUCUUAUUUGGACUAAGCAUAAAGCAGAAAGUGCUUAGACUUUGAAACAGAGGAGGUCUCAUGGCUUCGUCUGGUUCCUUUGAAUGGCACCGAGGGCUUUCAGCUUUCUUGCUUAGACUUUGAAACAGAGGAGGUCUCAUGUCCAUCUAGUACUGGUAUAAGAACUUUCUUGCACGGCAUUAUGCAGAUCAUUGUAUCUUUCCUUUUUCAAUGUUUGUUUUUUUAUUUCAUCAUUUGACAGCUAACUAAUGUGAUCGUUUUGUUUAACUUUUUUGAAGAUCAAACUAUGCCUGUUACAUAAAUUUUGUGAAAGAUGGUGGCUUCGUGUACUUUAAACGACAGUAACUAUUAUUAAUUGAAUUCAAAUUCUCAUGGUAUGUGGACUAGGUUGAUGUUCAAGUGUUUUGACUAGUUGUUUCUCAAUUACAUGGCUUCAUUGUAUUCAUUCCAAAAACAAAUUAAUGGUUAAGUUAUGUGGCGCUAACUGUACUGAUACGUGGGAUGGGUGGUGUUUUUCAUUUGGAAUACUUCUGUAUCUUUUGAUGUUAUCUUGUGAAAACUAGUAUUUCUUGCCUUCUUUCUAUCUUAUGCCUGAUCCCUGGUUUUGUAUCCCUAAGAUUUUUUUUCAUGGCUUAAUAUUAGCACAAAAAAUUUUCUGUACCUUUUUUUUUUUCGUGCAUAUUUUCUGUACCUUACUUAUAAGUUCAUCUUCAAUGGCUUAUAUUUUUCGUUUUCCAUGCCUCUCUUGGGUUCUAUAUCAUAGUUUCCUUGGUUUUUGGUGGGAAUCGGCUCUCUAUGGCUGGUGCAUUUUAUUCUAUAUCGUUGCUUUAGUGACUCUGCAUUCUUUGGAUGGGGCUACUUUAGGUGCACCGAUGAGUAAUGAACUUAUACCGAGCUGCAGUUUGUUGGGAUUGAGUUUUUUACAGCUUAAAAAUUAAUGAUUUGUACUCCGUUGCACUGCUUUAAGACAUCAAGUCUCAAAGGAGCAUUGAAAUCUUGUUUCUCUCUUUUUGGUUGCAGAUUAUAGAUUUUCUUUCAAUGGAUAGAAGAUGUAUAAAGUGAAGAGAAGUCGAGGCUUGUGGAUCAACCUUUAUGAUUGUGUUGGUUUUAUUUGUUUUUGUUGUAUUUGAGGCCUUUGAUAUCUUCACACUUAAUCUGUAUUCAACAACCAAUCUAGAUUGGAUUUGGAUUUUGAACUUUUUGUUCUUGCCUUGCCCUAUGGGCUGCUAACUUGGAAUUUGAAUGAAAUGAAUGAGUGGACAGAUCCUAGUACAAGCAAUAAACAUUACACCUGGUGAUGAUGGCAUUUCGUCGAUUUAUUUGAGAUUUUUGAGUUUGUGUAUAUUGUCUUCAAUUUCAUUAGUUUCAGUGGUUCUUGUUAUUUGCAUCAUCAGUUUACAGUUCGGUCUUCCCAUAUUGAAAGGCUAGAACUAGUGUAGUUCUGUUGAUUGCUGUUUAUUCUUUUCUCAUUUGGGAGUUGAGACUGUAAUAUUCUAGAAAUCAGCUGGGUUACGACAGCCAAUCGGAUGCUUGAAUUUGCUACAUGAAUGAAACCAUGGAGACUACAAUAUCAUAGGCAUCUAUGACCAUGA
This is a messenger RNA of Oldenlandia corymbosa var. corymbosa, 2671 nucleotides long. Lineage: Eukaryota; Viridiplantae; Streptophyta; Magnoliopsida; Gentianales; Rubiaceae. The record is from the annotation of a GenBank genome assembly.